AGAAAAGAGGUAGUGAGCUGGUGUUUCAGGAUGUGAAGGCCCACAGGAGCGGAGCUGGGCUCUCUCUGUUGCCUGCCUGCCACCGUGCAAGCUUUGGCCGGGGCUGCCCACAGUCCCCAUGGUGGGCACUCCUCACGGCAGGGACUCGUGAACAGCAACGGCAUGCCGGGGAAGCCCAAGCACCUGGGCGUCCCCAACGGGCGCAUGGUUCUGGCUGUCUCAGAUGGAGAGCUGAGCAGCACAGCAGGGCCCCAGGGCCAGGGUGACGGCCGAGGAAGCUCUCUCAGUAUCCACAGCCUCCCCAGUGGCCCCAGCAGCCCCUUCUCCACUGAGGAGCAGCCUGUGGCCAGCUGGGGCCUAUCCUUUGAGCGGCUGCUGCAGGACCCGCUGGGGCUGGCAUAUUUCACUGAGUUCCUGAAGAAGGAGUUCAGUGCUGAGAAUGUAACUUUCUGGAAGGCCUGUGAGCGCUUCCAGCAGAUCCCUGCCAGCGACACCCAGCAGCUUGCUCAGGAGGCCCGCCACAUCUACCGGGAGUUCCUGUCCAGCCAGGCACUGAGCCCAGUGAACAUAGACCGGCAGGCUUGGCUAGGCGAGGAGGUGCUGGCAGAGCCUCGACCGGACAUGUUCCGGGAACAGCAGCUCCAGAUCUUCAACUUGAUGAAGUUCGACAGCUAUGCACGCUUCGUCAAGUCCCCGCUGUACCGAGAAUGUCUCCUGGCGGAGGCCGAGGGACGCCCCCUGCGGGAACCUGGCUCCUCCAGCCCCGGCAGCCCCGACUCCACCAGGAAGAAACCGAAGCUGAAGUCCGGGAAGUCGCUGCCGCUGGGCGUGGAGGAGUUGGGGCACCAGCCUUCUGCUGAGGGCUCUGGCGGCCGCCCGCUCCGCAAGUCUUUCCGCAAGGAACUGGCAGGCGGGGCCCCAAACUCAGCCUUGCGCAGAGAGUCCCAGGGCUCCCUCAACUCGUCUGCCAGUCUGGACCUCGGCUUCCUUGCCUUUGUAAGCAGCAAAUCUGAGAGCCACAGGAAAAGCCUUGGGAGCACAGAAGGUGAGAGCGAAAGCAGGCCAGGGAAGUACUGCUGCGUGUACCUGCCCGAUGGCACAGCCUCCUUGGCCCUGGCCCGACCUGGCCUCACCAUCCGUGACAUGCUGGCAGGCAUCUGUGAGAAACGAGGUCUCUCUCUACCUGACAUCAAAGUCUACCUGGUGGGCAAUGAGCAGAAGGCUCUGGUCCUGGAUCAGGACUGCACCGUGUUGGCGGACCAGGAAGUGCGGCUGGAGAACAGGAUCACCUUCGAGCUCGAGUUGGCGGCGCUGGAUCGCGUAGUGCGAAUCUCCGCCAAGCCCACCAAGCGACUGCAGGAGGCGCUGCAGCCCAUUCUGAUGAAGCACGGCCUGAGCCCGCAGCAGGUGGCACUGUGCCUGCCAGGCGAGAAGCAGCCGCUGGAUCUGGGGAAGCUAGUGAGCUCGGUGGCGGCCCAGAGACUGGUUUUGGACACACUCCCAGGGGUGAAGACUCCCGAAGCUGGAGACACAGCCCCGUGCCGCAGCCAGGGCGGCCAGCCUAGAACUCAGAACAAGGCCACCCAUCCCUCUUCACUGUCCCUCAACUCGAUGGCCCAGGCAACCACUGGGAAGCGGCAGACCUGUGACAUUGAAGGCCUAGUGGAGCUGCUAAAUCGGGUGCAGAGCAGCGGGGCCCAUGACCAGAGGGGCCUUCUGCGCAAAGAGGACCUGGUGCUUCCAGAAUUUCUGCAGCUGCCUGUCCAAGGGUCCAACUCCCAGGAGGCCCCACCACAGACUGAAUCAGAGGUCCAACCCAAGGGGGACCCCUUGGACUCCACUGCCCACUCAGCCCUCUGACAGCUGCCCAACAGUCCAGGCCGGCUGCAUGGCACCUGGCGGGCCAAGCAUGCCAUGGGCCCGCUCUGCAUGCCCUGUCUGUGCCAUGAGUGUUCCUGGCCACUUCCUGUCACGGGCAGGCCCGCAGGAAGAGCCAGAAGAGGGCGGAGAGUGGGCUCAGAGGAGCCGCACCCCACAGCUGCCACCACUUGGUCCCUUAUAGGUUCACUCAUCCAUCCCUUGCUGCCAGGCCACUGAGGGGAGGUGGGCCUAACCUCUCUGGCGCAGGCAUGUCCAGCACAGAAGGAUGGCAUUGGCAGUGCCAGCCUCCUCACCCUGUGCUAAGCCUCAGCAAGGAGCAGGAGGAGGGGCUGGCCCCUCCUCAGGGAGCUGGUAUGAGUAAGGCCUGGGGGUGCAGGCGGGAAGCCCCUCCCACUACUCACAUAGGCUCUGCUGGACAUAUGGAUUUUGCAGUUGGCUUGGGGCAGCUGGGUUUGUCCUGGAUGUAUGAUAUUGUUAUUAUAAUAGUAAUUAUUAUUCUCCCAUGAGGUGUGUUCCUUGGAUACCAGUCUACCCUGUGUGCCCCCCCCCCCAAGCCAUACUGCCUCUGUCACCAGGGUCAGUGCCAGGAAGCCCUUGGGGACCUCAAGACGUGCCCCCUGACUUCCUGUUGUCAGACUGUCUCUUCCUGACUGCACAGAGUAUUGGGGUGUGAAUAUGAGAGACAGGGACAGGGAGGAAAGGAGGAAGGGCGGGGGGGGGGGCAAAGGGAGGGAGGGGAAGGCACUUCUGGGGAGCCAUGCCUCUGCCACCUGUCAUCGCACUGUUCCUCAGUCUCUGGAUCUGAAUAGAGUACAGCAUCUGGCUAUUGUCCUCUGCUUCUACUGGGACUGAGUGUGUCUCUGCAGACAUGGCUGUGGGCUUCUUUAGAUGCGUUAGAGCCUUGUAGAGGAUACUGGGUGCUGUGGUGGGAGCAGGUUCUGUCCCUUGUCUGCUUUGGCUGGGUGCCCAUCCCUGUCCCUAGGUAGCCCACAUAGGGAGAGAGAGUGGGGAGGACCUCCCAGAAGGAGGGCCCAGCUUGUGGGCAGAGAAGCCAGACUCAAUCCCAGUGCUGCUGAGACAAACAAGGGGACGUGGGAACCUUGAGGGGACACCUCCUGACCACCUCAGACAGGUAAAACUCUCUUCCCCACUCCAGUUCUUUGUGCUUGCUGUCCCGUUUGUCAGGAACUACCCCCCACCCCCACACCCCCUAACAUGGCACCUCAUCCUUGAAAUUCCUGAGAGAAAUCAGUGGGGUUUGCUGACCCAAUGUGCCUUUCUUCAGAAGUCUAACCCAAGCCUUUCUUGGGGGACUUCAGCCCUCUACCCCCACUGCCCAUUUUCUUUGUCUGGGCUGGCCAGACCCUCUAGCUGCUGGGGUGGGCUCAUGACCCAGGCCUGGUCAAUCAGAGUUUGGUGCAGGGAUGAUCUUCUGACCCCAGUGAAAAUGACAGUCCUUGUCCUUUACCCUUUCCUAGGGAUUUGAACAGAGGAUACACAGGGAGAGAACCUGCAUGUGAAUCAAACCAAUGCAGGAGAGCAGGACUGAGAGAUAGAGGGAGAUUCCAAAAUUUCCCUGAACAUCUAAAGUCAACCACCCCUAGACAUUCUCAUUUAGGCAAGCCAACACAUUCUUUCCAUGUGUAUGUGCUUGUGACUCUGAGUGGGUUUUCUGAGACCUGCAACCACAAAAGUCUUGCUUCAUUGAAGAUCUCAGCUUGAACACCUCAGCGGAGUCUUCCCUGGUCACUUGAAGCUGUGGUCUAAAUGUUUGUGUUCCCCUCCCCCCAAGUUCAUAUGUUGAAAUCCCAGCCCCAAGGUGAUGGUAUUAGGAGGUGGAGCAUUUGGGAUGUGCUUGGUCAAGAAGGUGGAGCCCUUGUAAGUGGGUUUAGUGUGCUUAUAAAAGAGACCCCAGAGAGCUCCCCCACCCCUUCCACCCUGUGAGGACACAGCAAGAAGUUGGCUGUCUACAACCUGCAAGAGGGCUCUCACAGACACCGAAUAUGCUGACCCCCUGAUCUUGGACUUCCAGCCUCUAGAACUGUGAGAAAUAAAUUUUUGGAUAAGCCA
Messenger RNA from Neofelis nebulosa (Clouded leopard), 3951 nucleotides. It is a transcript of the gene RGS14, whose product is annotated as regulator of G protein signaling 14. The record is from RefSeq and is a predicted model, not a curated record. Gene Ontology annotation, biological process: regulation of G protein-coupled receptor signaling pathway; signal transduction. Bases 163 to 1860 code for a protein of 565 amino acids. Lineage: Eukaryota; Metazoa; Chordata; Mammalia; Carnivora; Felidae. Gene Ontology annotation, molecular function: GTPase activator activity; G-protein alpha-subunit binding; microtubule binding. The transcript has 15 exons.